AUGGAAUUGCCUGCAGAUGCCAUUGCUGCUACCGCCGCCCCUAAACAACCACCACCGGAGAAACCAGAAGCAAUCCGGGUGCGGACCAGAGUUGUCUUCUCAUUCUGGGCUGUGAUUUUGUUACUAGGGCUGCCAACAUGGUGGAAGACCACCUCCAUCUACAGGGCAGAGCUUCCACUUCAGGAAAUGCUCAAUUGGGCGGAGGGAUCAAACGCCCCUUCCGCCUACCCAUUGCAUAUAUGGAUCAGCGCUCCCGAAUUUCCUUGCGACGAAGCGCAGUUUAUCGUGCACGAGAUUCAGAAGAUUCUUGACGAUAUGAAUGAAUACCCCAUACUCCACCAGCGUUUACAUCUCGUCGAUCCAUUUCCUGUUCCUCGUAGGAAAGAAGAUGGUACCGUGCCGAUAAGUCAAAGGUGUGGUGGAGAUCGCAGAGACCAGGAUCUCGGCGAGCCUGCCUUGAAGCUCCUUAUUGAGCCAGCUUCUGCAUUCAAAUUCGACUUGGAAACAUCGACCACAACCGCACUUGCUCACAUCCCUUCCAAUGCUGUUGCUGGUGAAAUGAAAGAUCUUGCACAAGCGUUGUAUCAAACAUUCAGAUUCGAGCAGAUAGCGGCUGCGCUUUAUACCGUAGCUUCCACUACUCAAAACCAGAAUGCUCAGGCGUUCUUAAAAUCCCAACCUUACGAAAUUGUGACGAGUGUCGAAAAGCAAAUCAAUCGGGCCUAUAAAUCUUCCCCAGAUUUCCAUCUGACCUUCUCCUUAUUUGCUGCAAGUGGUGCUCCAUCCAGCUGGGACAUACAAGCAGCUUUGCAAAACCAUAUCCAACCUCUUACUCGAGCAUUAUCAAAGACGGCAAAUUUUGAGAUCACUACGCAGAUCCAAUUGUAUUCUGCUUACUCUCCCGCAAUCCACCCGGUUACUGAUGACUCUCGAAAUGGCACAUUGCUCCAACAAAAGGAUCUUACAGCAUUUGUGAAUGCUGCGGAGUGGCCUUUGGCUCCCUCGAUCGGAGAUGGCCCGACCAUCAACUUCAUCCUAUACGUUCCUUCAAGAGACCAAGUGCCUUUAGGCAUUGCAGGUCUUGGUACGACGUCGUGGUUAAUUCCACAAUGGGGAGGCAUUCAGAUCUUGAAUCCCGUUCUGACCCCCAAUCCGAUGAACGAUGAUUUGACUCUGCCGCAUCAUUUGAGCGCGGGUGUUCUUGAUAAACCAUUUGAAAUCGUUGCAGCGCAACUUUUGUCUUUGCUGGGGAUCUCAAAUAUCGAUGAGCUCGGUAGCUCAUUACCUCUACAUCUUCGGUUAGGUGCAUACAACAGACUCUCCGCUCUGACCCUGUAUCUAAGAGCGGCGUCAAGUCUGGGCUCUUUGUCUCGUCUUGCUCAGCAUCUCAACAAUAUCCCCAUCCCUAAAAAUGUUGCACAGCUAGUCGACGACACCAUUGGCAACCUUACAGCAUGUAGCCAGGCUUUCCUAGGGAGCCAGUGGCACGCAGCCCUUAGCCACGCCAAGUCAGCAUACAUGGACAGCGAGAAAGCCUUUUUCGAUAAGUCCAUGGUUGGCCAGGUGUACUUUCCGGACGAACACAAAGUUGCAGUGUACCUGCCACUCUUGGGCCCCAUUGGUCUACCGCUGCUUGUUGGGCUUUUAAGAGAACUCAAACGACUUGCAACAAAGACAACACUUGUUGACAAAUAG
Exophiala aquamarina CBS 119918 is the source of this 1695-nucleotide messenger RNA. RefSeq lists its product as uncharacterized. The transcript has 2 exons. The coding region runs from base 1 to 1695 and encodes 564 amino acids. Gene Ontology annotation, cellular component: GPI-anchor transamidase complex. Lineage: Eukaryota; Fungi; Ascomycota; Eurotiomycetes; Chaetothyriales; Herpotrichiellaceae. The record is from RefSeq and is a predicted model, not a curated record. Gene Ontology annotation, biological process: attachment of GPI anchor to protein.